UCCUGGCCGCUGCUCUUUGUUCGGUUCCUUCAUUGAUCACGCGGCGGCGGCGGCGGCGGCGGCGCUGGCGAAGAGGCCCGGCCGGGCUGGCUGGAUGGAGGCGCCGUCGGGCAGCCCGGGGCUGCAGCUGCUUCCGCCGCCCGCCUCGGAGCCCCCCGCCCGCCACGGCGCCCGCCCGCCCGCCGGAGCCCAACUUCUCCGGGCUGCCAAGUUCCUCUGAGAGCUACACAGAAAAGCACCUUGAGACGACCACGAGCAGGACACGAAGGCAACAGAAGGAGCUUAAUUCCGUGGCUUCUGAACUGGCAGCGCGGCAGGAAGAAAGCGAACAUUCUCAUAAACAUUUAAUUGAGCUCAGCCGGGAAUUUAAGAAAAAUGUACCUGAGGAAGUCCGAGAGAUGGUGGCACCUGUUUUAAAAAGCUUCCAGGCAGAGGUGGUCGCUCUUAGUAAAAGAAGCAAGGAGGCAGAAGCCGCGUUCCUGACUGUUUACAAGCAAUUAAUCCAAGUGCCAGAUCCCACCCCUUUCCUGGAAACAGCACGAAGCCUAGAAAGUUGUCUGCAGCAGUUGCAUUGCCCCGAAAACCCACCUUUGAAAGUAUUGAACAGACAGUGGAAGAAGAACUCGGAGAUUUCAUGCCCAAAAGAGCAGAGAGAAGGGGCGCCCCUGGCUGGGCUUGCCGGGCCUGAGGGAGCCAAGCUCACGAGCGUCAACAGCAAAGCCCUCCUGACAGAAACUUUGCUGCAGAGAAAUGAAGCUGAGAAGCAGAAAGGCCUACAGGAAGCACAGAUCACUUUGGCCGCUCGGCUGGGGGAAGCAGAAGAAAAGAUCACAGUCCUGCAUUCCGCACUAAAGGCCACACAGACGGAACUGGUAGAUUUGCGCUGCAAGUACGAUGAAGAGGCUGCUUCCAAGACAGACGAAGUGGCCAUGAUUAUGACAAACCUCGAAAAAGCCAAUCAGAGAGCUGAGACGGCCCAGAGGGAGGUGGAGAGUUUGCGGGAGCAGCUCGCGUCGGUGAACAGCUCCCUGCGCCUGGCCUGCUGUUCUCCGCAGGGGCCCAGCGGGGAUAAAGUGAACUACAACUUGUGUCCGGGGCCACGGCUGGAGGCGGCGCUGGCAGCCAAGGACCGGGAAAUCCUCCGUCUUCUCAAAGAGAUCCAGCAUCUGCAGACGUCCAUGCAGGAGUUGGAAGAGUCUUCGGCCAAUCAGAUUGCGGACCUGGAGCGGCAGCUGGCGGCCAAAAACGAGGCCAUCGAGAAACUGGAAGACAAACUUAGAGCCCAGUCGGAUUAUGAGGAGAUCAAGACUGAACUGAGCAUCUUGAAGGCGAUGAAGCUGGCUUCCUCGAACUGCAGUGUGUCGCAGAGCAUAUCGAAAUCCAGCGAUGCUUUGCUUCUGGGAAAAGAUUCUUUCUUCACAUCUCAGAAGUACCUGCUAGAAAAACCCAGCCUUGUGCACAAUAUUGAGGAAGACCCCUCGGAGGACGAGUCGGUGAAGGACUCCGUGGGCACGGACCAGUCCUACCCUUCCCCUCAGCAGCUCUUGCACACGCCCAGGGAAGACUCGGCUUCCCCCACCCUCGUCCAGCCCUUGCUCGGGGCUGCCGCGGCUCAGGAAACACCCCGGACUUUCUCGCUGUCUCCUUUUCCCAGCCUGAGCACCGCUGAACGGAUCCCUUUAGACUCCCUCCUCCCCAAACAGAUGGGGCCUCCCACAUACAAGAGCGAGAACAGUAGCGGGCUAGCCUUCCCCUCCCCUUUCUACGCUGCCAAGGGGGCUGGGCUACCCAGCAACCCCAGCCAAACCCUCCCGGCCAGCGAAGCCAGCCCACCCAGCGACCAGUCCGAAGUCUGCAGUUCGGCCGGUUCGGUGGACGAGGAGCAGCUCGAUACGGCGGAAAUCGCAUUCCAAGUGAAGGAGCAGCUCCUCAAACACAACAUUGGGCAGCGGGUCUUCGGGCACUACGUGCUCGGCCUCUCCCAAGGCUCCGUCAGCGAGAUCCUGGCCAGGCCGAAGCCGUGGCGCAAGCUGACCGUCAAGGGCAAAGAACCCUUCAUCAAGAUGAAGCAGUUCAUCUCCGAUGAGCAGAACGUCUUGGCCCUGAGAACCAUUCAGGUGCGCCAGAGAGGUAGCAUCACGCCAAGGAUCAGAACCCCCGAAACUGGGUCUGACGACGCCAUCAAGAACAUCCUGGAGCAAGCUAAGAAGGAGAUCGAGUCACAGAAAGGAGGGGACGGCAAGAGCUCCUCAGCCCCCCAGGCUGUGGCCAACGGCACCGGCGGAGGCAACUCAGAAGACGCCAUCAAGAGCAUCUUGGAGCAAGCCCGCCGGGAAAUGCAGGCUCAGCAGCAAGCCCUGCUGGAGAUAGAAUCGGGCGGGGCCGGCAGGGCCGCAUCCACCCCGCCUGCGGAGCGGUCCACUUUGGCUGCCGUCAGCCAGAACAUCGUCCAGGCCUACAUCAAGCAGGAGGAAGGGAUGCUGGGUCCGAAUGCUGGCGGCAGCAUGACGCAGGCGCCCCUGACGGUGCUCUCCCCAGCGGCCUUCGUGCAGGGCAUCAUCAGAAAGGUCAAGUCCGAGAUCGGGGAUGCCGGCUCGUAUUUCGACCAGCACUGGGCGUCCGAGAGGAGCCUGCUGAGCCGCCCGUACACCUCGGUGUCGCCCUCCCUGUCCUCCUCCUCCAGCUACUCCAGCAUGGCCAACGGGCGGGGGUGGCCGCGAGGAGACGCCGGCGACGCCGCCCCGAACGAGGACGAUCUCCUGACCUCUGAGGAUGAGCCCCACAGGCUGCUGGAGGUCAAGUCAGAAGGGGCUGGUUCUGAGCCCCCGGGCUCUGGCCGCCUGGCUUAUUACCCGGCCUACGUCCCCAGGACCCUCAAGCCCACCGUUCCCCCCUUGACCCCGGAGCAGUACGAACUGUACAUGUACAGGGAAGUGGAUACCUUGGAGCUGACGAGGCAGGUCAAGGAGAAGCUGGCCAAGAACGGGAUUUGCCAACGUAUCUUCGGGGAAAAGGUGCUGGGCUUGUCGCAAGGGAGCGUGAGUGACAUGCUUUCUCGGCCGAAGCCGUGGAGCAAGCUGACCCAAAAGGGGCGAGAGCCUUUCAUCCGGAUGCAGCUGUGGCUCACGGACCAGCUGGGCCAGGGGAUCAGCCAGCAGGUUGGCCAGACUCAUGCUAGUCCUGGGGAGAUGCAGUCUUCUCCUUCCCCGCCCCCCAGCCCUUCAGAGCAAGAAAAAAGCCCCCAGGAACCGCUGAUUCUAGCCUUGGAAAGCAGCAAAGAGAACCAGCAACCAGACAGUAGGUCGGCUUCUGUGCUGAGCGGGAAGACGUGUUCUGACAGCCAGGGGUCGGUGGGCAUCCAGGAAAUUGUGGCCGUAUCACCGGAGCUGGACACGUACACCAUCACCAAGAAGGUCAAAGAGGUCUUAACAGAUAACAACCUUGGCCAACGGCUCUUUGGGGAGAGCAUCCUGGGCCUGACCCAAGGAUCGGUCUCUGACCUCCUUUCGAGACCCAAGCCGUGGCACAAGCUGAGCUUGAAAGGGCGGGAGCCCUUUGUUCGCAUGCAGCUCUGGCUGAAUGAUCCACACAACGUCGAAAAGCUCCGGGACAUGAAGAAGCUGGAGAAGAAAGCCUAUUUGAAGCGCCGCUACGGGCUGAUUACUGCCAGUUCAGACAGUGAAUCUCCCAACACCCGCUCGGAAUGCCCCAGCCCGAGCCUCCAGUCACAAGACCUGAGCCUCCUGCAAAUCAAGAAACCAAGGGUCGUCUUGGCCCCGGAAGAGAAGGAGGCCCUCAAAAAGGCCUACCAGCUGGAGCCGUAUCCUUCCCAACAGACCAUUGAGCUGCUGUCUUUCCAGCUGAAUCUCAAGACCAACACCGUGAUCAACUGGUUCCAUAACUACAGGUCUCGCAUGCGCCGGGAGAUGUUGCUGGAGGGAGCUCAGGAUGACACAGACCCGGACCAGUGCGUGACCCCAGCUAGCAACUCACUCAAGAGUCCCGACUCAGAAGGAGAGGACAAGAAACCGACAUUCAGAGAUGCUGAGUGCCAGGGGGGGAACGAGCUGCAGGUCCAGAUCAAGGAGGAGCAGUUGGAGGCAGGUGAGAAAGAGGACUGUUCGAACCACGAGGACACCAGUAGCCUGGAUGGAGAGGCAGAGCCUCCGUCGGGGUUGGUCCUGAAAGAAGAGCAGGUGGAAGCAGCGUGCACAGAAGGCUUACGGGAGACUCCUAACUUCACAUGGGGUAGCACCCCACAUAGCAAAACACACACGCCCGGUGCUCCGGAUCACUCCUCUGUGCAUAACCCUGUGGAGGCCGACAGUGGCGAGAGGCCGCACCCUGACCCCAUUAGCUUUAAAUCUGCUUCUGAAUCCUCCCGCUGCAGUUUGGACGUCUCCCUGAACUCUCCAUCGGCAGCCUCCUCUCCGGGCCUCAUGAUGUCCGUUUCUCCCGUCCCGUCCUCUUCCGGCCCCAUCUCCCCGUCGCUGCCAAGUGUGGGAGCCAUCAAAGCGCAGAGCGUGAGUCCCGCCACAGACCCGGGCUGUGCGGUCCAGAACACCAAGCGCAGCACGAACACCCAGCGGCGGCACGAGAAGAUGGCAAACCUCAAUAGCAUCAUUCACAGGCUAGAAAGGGCGGCCAAUCGAGACGAGGUGCUGGAAUGGGAAUUCUGACGCAAACUCACUGAAAUGUGCUCAGCAGGCAAGGGACCACAGUGAAAUGUAUAUAUAUAUAUUUACAUAUAUAUAUAUAUACACACACACACAAUCACACACACACACACACAUAUAUAUUUUAUUAAUUUCACCAAGGAUUGAGGAAGACGUCAAAACACCACGUCUCUUCGUUGGAGAGGAAACGCAACGAAUAGCUACUCCUGUUCCCUGUUUCUUCUUAGCUCCUGGCAGGAAGAUGAAAACUGACUCUUUUUGUUUGUUUUUAAAUGUGAAAAUGAAACAAAAAAAAACUCCUGGGAACACUUUUAGAAGAAAAAAAAUUAAAAAUAAUAUUUAUAGACCUCUUUUAGAUAUUUUAAUAAAAGGAAACUUUGGAAUUUACUAACAGCUCUAGCUGCUUUGAUAUGAAAAGAUAGCUAUAAAAUUGUAUCAGUUGUGUCAUUAAAUGUCCACUGAAGUCCUGUAGUUUGCCACUGGAUGAGAUUAAAAAUUAAAGAAGACACCACCCACGCUCGUUGAUCAAAGCCAUCGCGAAGCACUCUGACACAAUACGGGAAUUUUACUACAUUUUAAGUCGCCAGAGGGGGUGUAUUUUCCCCCACCUUUAUCUGUAAGAUUGCUACGACCUUUCCAGAGACUUGUCUUAUAGUCCGCAAAGACUCUAAAUUUGGAAUCUGAGUCCAUUAUUUAGUUCUGGUGGUAUGUUUUGAAACCCUUCUUUUUUUUGUAACGCAGGAAAAAAAAAAGAAAAUGUUGCGUGCCGUUGUAUAUGUUGUAGAAAUAUGUUUUCAGUAGCCUUCCUGAACACGAUGUAGCAUGGUUUCAGAACUGAUUCCGUAGCCCUGGUGCUUCCUCUAGCUAGCAACCCUUGAGAAACAGAAACACACAAGAAGAAAAGGCAGAGGAAAGGAGAAGAAUUCGGCUGCCGCUGACGGCCAGCUUCUUUCUGCCUACUGUCGAGACCGUUCGUAUUUCAAAAAGGUGCAUCUGGCCGCUUGAAAGUCUGUUUGGUUUGGCAAGGAGAGACUUGAAUGAUAACCAAGACAAAC
Sphaerodactylus townsendi is the source of this 5731-nucleotide messenger RNA. RefSeq names its product cut like homeobox 2 (gene CUX2). Lineage: Eukaryota; Metazoa; Chordata; Lepidosauria; Squamata; Sphaerodactylidae. Gene Ontology annotation, biological process: regulation of DNA-templated transcription. Gene Ontology annotation, molecular function: DNA-binding transcription factor activity, RNA polymerase II-specific; DNA binding. Bases 399 to 4679 code for a protein of 1426 amino acids. The transcript is spliced from 23 exons. The record is from RefSeq and is a predicted model, not a curated record.